AUGAGCCCUCGGCCAACGCCGACACCACCCUCGCCCUUUCCUCCCCCCUGGCCAUACGGUGUCCCCCCGUUUGGCAACACCCCUAACCCCAAGUUCCCGAAAAAGAAGCCGUUUGAAAAUCCGGCAAUCACAUGGUCAUCCGGGAUAGUCAGCUCCACCGUGUCUAUGUUCCCGCAUGCUUCGGCCCAUGGACCCUAUGCCGAUGUUGUCGCGCUUCAUAAAGUUGACUUGGCGGGUUUGACUCCGCCUCCUUCGGUUAUUGAGACGUGCAAUUUCAUUCAGGUGGACCUGGACCUCAACGACGAGAACUCGCCGGGCAAGAACGCGUACAUCCAGGCAGCCUGCCGAAACUCGAAUGCGGGAUCCCAAACCUACCGAUGCUCCAAGCUUGGCCUCAGGAACUGCUUUUCGAAUAAUGACGGGACCCUGAUCCCGGUGGCCGACAAUGCGGGCAAGUGGUGGGAAACUUGCACGGACUACGAAUUUGACGCAAUCCACCGCAACAUCAAGUGCGCUUGCUGGCAGUCGGACGGCAAGCCGAAUAUCACGGCCGUUGACAUCACCUCGGGGAUCUGGAACGUUGGCGGAGUGCUCUACUGCGGUGGCAAGGCGAAGGCCAAGGAGCUGGGCUUGAACAAUUGCGCAGAAUAGAUUGUGGAAGAAGGUGCUCGGUGGGACGAUAGCUCCCUGUCCUGGAACUCGGUCACUCGGAGUGAGAAUGGAAUGGAAUGGAUGCUGCUUUCUCUGUUACAAGUCACCGUUACAAGUAGCCUUUAAUCAUCCUUAUAAUUAACAUUAUUGCCAGAGACAUUAUUAUCAGAGCUCUGGUGCAUGAUCCGAGUGACACGGCAUCUUCUUGACUUAUUCCGUUCCUCAUCCGGCGGGUCAAUCACUCUUCCGCUCCUCCUUGUCCGGUGGGUCAACCACUAUACCGCUCCGUCUCCGGUGGGUCAACCACGGCCGUGGUUGAGGGUUAGGGUUGGUGGUCAUCCUUCGCUUAUUCCCGACGCGCGGCCGUUGGUGGCC
Molecule: messenger RNA, 1026 nt
Organism: Lasiosphaeria miniovina
Lineage: Eukaryota; Fungi; Ascomycota; Sordariomycetes; Sordariales; Lasiosphaeriaceae
Exons: 3
Coding region: 1-651 (216 amino acids)
Source: RefSeq, a predicted model, not a curated record